Cyprinodon variegatus (sheepshead minnow) is the source of this 4608-nucleotide messenger RNA. RefSeq names its product pleckstrin homology domain-containing family A member 5-like. The record is from RefSeq and is a predicted model, not a curated record. Lineage: Eukaryota; Metazoa; Chordata; Actinopteri; Cyprinodontiformes; Cyprinodontidae. Gene Ontology annotation, cellular component: cytosol. Gene Ontology annotation, molecular function: phosphatidylinositol-3,5-bisphosphate binding; phosphatidylinositol-5-phosphate binding; phosphatidylinositol-4-phosphate binding.
AUGUGCUGGUACCAGAGCCGAGCUCGGCUGAGCAACCGGGUCGUCCCACAGGGCAGCCGUCAGCGUCCUUCAGUCUACGAUGAUGAGACGGAUGCAGUGUGGCUCAGAUCUGGGUCUUUCCGCUCCGACAGGAUCUCCAUCUUGCUGGAGAUGGACCCCAGCUUCAUGAGCAAGGGAGAGGAGGAAAAUGAGCACAGGAGGCAAAGAGAGAAUGAAUUUUGUCGGCACGCAGAGGCAGCGCUGCCCCCCAGUGGCCACUUCCUGCUCAUCUGCUCUACGUCGACACGUCUGUGUGACGAUGGAGGUGCAGAAGUGGCGCAGGCAGACCAGGAGAGGGAGGCAGGGCUGUUCAGCAGCACUCAGCCGUCCUCCAUGUCCUGCUCUUGUGGAUGUGAGGAAGAGGAGUGGCUGCCAGGACGUCUCAGAGCUGCUCUGGUGGAGCUUCAUCUGCUCGACUCAGACGAGUCGUUUUCUGAGCCGUCAUCUUCCCUCCGCUGUCAGAGUGUGGACAGAAUAAUGCAGACGGUGAAUUGCUUCUCUGCACACAGGCUGGAACCUAAAAGCAGUGUGUCAGCAUUCAGACAGGCUCAUGGAGGCUGCCACAAUGAACGGAAGGUGACCUGCAAGCACCCGGUGUCCGGCGUCCCGUCACAAGACAACUGCAUCUUUGUGGUCAAUGAACAACCAGCCAGGAAGGCCUCGGCUGAGCAGGAGGGCAGCGCUGAGCAGAAGGAGCGUCCCAUGAGCAUCAUGAGUGAAGCUUCCAACUACACCGGUGGCUCCGAUUACAGCCAGGCCCCCACCUCCAUCUCCACCUCCACCAGGCCUUCCAGGCCGUCCAAGAAGAUCCAUAACUUUGGGAAGAGGUCGAACUCCAUCAAGAGGAACCUGAAUGCACCGGUGGUGAAGAAGAGCUGGCUGUAUAAACAGGACAGCAGCGGCAUGAAGCUGUGGAAGAAGAGGUGGUUCGUUCUGUCUGAUCUGUGUCUUUUCUACUACCGUGAUGAGAAAGAGGACAGCAUCCUGGGAAGUAUCCUGCUGCCCAGUUUUCACAUCUCCAUGCUGUCUGUGGACGACCACAUCAGCAAGAAGUAUGCCUUCAAGGUAAACCCUUCUAGGUGCUGGGCUAGGAUCUCGUCUGGAUUCUUUUUGACUGAUUCAGCAGAAAGUAAAAAGUCAGUCAUGAAAUUUAUUUCACAGCCUGCUCUCCUUCCUGAACACAGACUGGAUAAGCUGAACGUGGACCAGCAGCCGCCUCAGCAAUGGAACAACCUGAUGAAUCACGCGGUCCGAACUCAGCCGGAGCUCCAGAACAAUGAGCGGAACAGGGAACCCGUGCGCCAGGAGUCCCUUUCACGGGCCGAUCGUUUGAAAGACGCAGAGAAACCAAACCGGCAGAGGGAGCGCGAGUACUACACCCUACAGAGAGACGGAGAGAAGUAUUCCCUGAGGAAAGAUGGAGUUAGCUACAUGCUGCAGAAGGACGGCGAGCGAUACGUCCUCCACAGAGACGGAGAGCGAUACCUGCUGAGAAAGGAUGGGGAGAAAUACUCGCUGCAUAAAGAAGUGGAGAACUACGCUGUUCAGAAAGUGAAUAACAGAUAUACAGUCACCCCCACAGAGGAGAAAUACGCUCCUUCCAAAGAUGGAGAGAAGUUCCUCCUCACCAAAGAUGGAGAACGGUCUGCUCUGCAGAAAGUUGGAGAUCGACACAAGCUCCAGGACGAUGGACACAGCUAUGUCCCUCAGAAGGAGGUUAAGAGACAGCUCUCACUGAGGGAAACGGAGCGGUACGGCACCUGGAGGGACCUGGGAACCAAACAGAGCACCGUCCACAUGGUGGAUAAGUACGGCAACCUGAAGGAGGUCAGGAAGUACAGCACCCUGCGGGAGGGGAACAGGUACGCUGCCGUCAAAGACGCAGAGAAGUACGCCACCAUUCGGGCCGGGGAAAGGUACGGCUUUCAGAUGAACCCCAGCUCAGAGAGGUCUGUGACCAAAAUCAGCAGCAUUACGCUGCAGCCCGCUCAGGCUGCCGCCAUCGCAGCCGCAGUGUCUGCAUCACGCCACAACCAGGCGGGCCUCAGCACCCAGAACCCUCCACAGGCCCCCAGCUCUGGGUCCAGGCCUGCAGAACCGCCGGGGGACCGCGGACAGAGCAGCACCGCCGCCAGCCUUCCUCUGCAGGCCCCGGCUCCGGUUCAGGAGCCGGACGGCGGCCUGGCCGGCUCAGACCGCAUGCAGCAGCUGGAGGCCAGAGUCCGGACUCAGCGGAGCCGAGAGCUGGAGGACGACACUCGAAGCGUGACGUCGUACCAGACUCUGCCCAGGAACAUGCCGAGCCACAGGACCCAGACCGUGCACUGCUACCCCGCAGGUUACCGCACUCUGCCCCGCAACAGCGUAGUCAGGCCCGACAGCAUCUGCAGCGUGGCGGGUUCUGUUUAUGACCGGGCCUUCCGGCCGGGCCCCGGCGCCAGCACAGCGGAGAAGAGGAGGUCGCUGAGGGACGACACCAUGUGGCAGCUGUACGAGUGGCAGCAGAGGCAGGCCUUCUGCAGGCAGAGCUUGGUCCAGCCAGCAGCAUGUCGCUACGGCACCCUGCCCAGCACCAAGACCAUGGGGAGCCUCUCUGAGCACGCCGUGGAACGCUGCGUCUCCACCUCUCCGUCUCACGGAUCCCUGGCGCUCUACAGCACCUUCUCCCCUCCUCAGCAGCAGCUCACCGCCAACCCCAACAGCUCGCUGUCUGAGGUGUCCUCGCCUGUCCUCAGAGGCGACGGCACGUUGGAGCGUCGGCAGAGGUCUCAAUUCAGCAAGUACGGAUGUCCAUCUGACCGACGGUCCAUAGCCGCCGCCGUCCCUCCUCAGACCAUCACUCCACAGUCUCUGCAGGGGAAAACGCCGGAGGAGCUGACCCUGCUGCUCAUCAAGCUCCGCCGGCAGCAGGCAGAGAUCAACAGCCUGCGGGAACACACCGUAGCUCAGCUGAUGGCCCUGGGAGCAGAAGGAACCAACGCCAAGACUGAUGUUCUCUCCCACCACCUUCAGAGGAACCUUAUUUACCUGGAGAAGCAGACGAAGGAGAAUGAGCCUCUUAUCUUCAUGAUUCACACAAUGAUUGAGAACUCGGCACCGAGGCCGCAACUCUACCAGCAAGUGGACCCAGAUGAUCUCCCAGACCGCUCUCCGCUGCAGUCCACAGGCGAGGCUGAUGUGGAGACGAAGCUCAGCCGGCUGUGUGAGAAGGACAAGGUGCUGAGGAUGCAGGAGGAGAAGCUGCAGCAGCUGCACAGGGAGAAGCACACUUUGGAAGCGGCGCUGCAGUCGGCCAGCCAGGAGCUGGGAGAGCAGAGCAGCUCCACCACAGCGGCGGCGCAGAGCCUGGUCCAGCAGAGGGACGUCCUGCAGAGCGGCCUGCUCGGCACCUGCAGGGAGCUGAGCAGAGUCAGCGCUGAGCUAGAACGGUCCUGGACGGAGUACGAGCAGCUGGAGGCAGACGUCUCUCUGGCCAGGACCAACCUGCUGGAGCAGCUGGAGGCUCUGGGCAGCCCGCAGACAGAACCUCCAAGCCAGCAGCACAUCCAGAUCCAGAAGGAGCUGUGGAGGAUCCAGGAUGUGAUGGAGGCUCUGACCAGAACCAAAGCUCAGCAGAGACCAGAGAUAGCAGGGUUUCCAGGAUCCAGACCUCUCUCCAGUCAGCAGAAGAACGAGGCAGUGCCACUGCUGCCAUUUAAAGAGGGCCACAAGGUGCCAGCUCGCCCCCCCCUCCCUCAGUGCUAUGACUCAUCAGAGCGUGUCCCUCACGUCCCCCUCCACCACUCACAACCCGGCAGCCGACCCCUCCACAACCACCGGCCCGAAGAGCGAAAGGCCAGCUGCAGGAACGGAGCGCAUAGCCAAGCUCCAGACUACCGGCUGUAUAAGAGCGAGCCUGAGCUAACAACUGUGAAUGAAGAAGGAGACGAGGCCAACAGCGAGGACAAGGAUAAGACCGAGACGUCUGCGGAGCGUAGAGACACCUCAGCCCCCAAAGCGCCCCCCUACCCUGUGGGCAUCGUCGCUCCCAGGACCAAAUCCCCCCUCAGCACUCCUGAGUCUGCCACCAUCGCCUCCUACGUCACCCUAAGGAAGACCAGAAAACCGGAGUCCAGAAGUGACCGGCCCAGGAGCACAGCGGAUCAGACGGGAGAGCGAGAAUUCAUCAGAACCAGGAUGAGUGUGGAGGAGCAGCUGGAGAGGAUGAGGAGGAACCAGGAGGCUUCAUCGCUCCGAGAGAAGAGGAGAGGAACGCUGUCUCGCUCGUCCUCCUUCAGCAGAGACAGUACCGGCCUCCACCUGCAGAAACCUGAGGAGCUUCAGCAGGAGAAGGCCGUGGAGGUGCAGCCAGCGGGGGAGGUGCAGCCAGCGGGGGAGGUGCAGCCAGCGGGGGAGGUGCAGCCAGCGGAGGUGGUGCAGCCAGCGGAGGAGGUGAAGCCAGCGGAGGAGGUGAAGCCAGCGGAGGACUUGCAACCAGCAGACACGUCCAAUCAAAUGGUAAACAAAGGCUGCUUUGUCCAAUCAGAGGUUAGAAAUCAGAGGAGGAUUGAUUAAAUGUUUCUGAAGGCC